This is a messenger RNA of Suillus bovinus, 1296 nucleotides long. RefSeq names its product NADP-dependent oxidoreductase domain-containing protein. Gene Ontology annotation, molecular function: oxidoreductase activity, acting on NAD(P)H as acceptor. The coding region runs from base 183 to 1094 and encodes 303 amino acids. The record is from RefSeq and is a predicted model, not a curated record. Lineage: Eukaryota; Fungi; Basidiomycota; Agaricomycetes; Boletales; Suillaceae. The transcript is spliced from 9 exons.
CUGAACCACAUGAUGCUAUCAAUUCCUGCGUCAGCAGGUUGGGUCUAUUCAUAUCAUGGGCUAGGCUCAUGUGCACGACAGUCGUGUGCCCACAUAUGGAACAUCAAUUUGAAUAACUAGCCGUCCAUUCACCACAUAAACCCAUUCUUUUCCACCUGCCUGACCUUCUAUCAUCCGUCGUAAUGCCUUGGGAAUCGGUCAAGCUCAAUUCUGGACAUUACAUUCCAAGUAUCGGAUUUGGUACUUGGACGCUAGGUAACGGUCAAAGUCCUAUCGACCAGGUUGAACAAGCUCUGGAAAAUGGGUACAACCAUAUUGACACUGCGCAGGCCUACAGGAAUGAAGGAGAAACUGGGGUUGCUUUGAAAGAAAGCGGACUUUCUCGCUCAGAUGUCUUUGUAACGACCAAGUACUCCGGUACAAACGGUCUUGACAUUCCGACUUCUAUCAAAAACAGUGUCAACAGCCUUGGGGUAUCAUAUGUAGACCUCUAUCUGGUCCAUUCCCCGCGUCUGGCAGUACCUGACAUCCCCACAUGUUGGGCGCAAAUGGAAAAGGUCAAGGAAGACGGACUUGCUAAGAGCAUUGGUAUCAGCAACUUUGGCGUCCAAGACAUGGAGAUUUUGUUAGCAUCUGCGAAAGUAAAGCCUGCGGUCAACCAGAUCCUCCUUCAUCCAUACGUCUAUCGGCAACAGAAACCAAUCCUUGAAUACGCCGCGAAGAAUGGAAUAGUCAUCGAGGCCUACAGUGCGCUGAUCCCCAUUACAAAGUUACCCGGCGGUCCUUUGGACAAACCAUUGAAUGAAAUCGCUGCAAAGUUCGGUGCAACGACCGAGCAAAUCCUUCUGGCGUGGACCAAAGCCAAGGGGGCCGUUGUCGUUACCACAAGUUCAAAGAAGACGCGCCUGCAAGGGUACAUCGCGGCAGGUGAUAUAACUUUGUCUCCGGAGGAUGUUGCUGCCAUCGACGCUGCGGGUGCUUUGGGCGAGAAGAAAGCAAAUGUGAAGACUAUAUUGAAAAGGGUUGUCGUAGGAGCAAUUGCUUGCACUGCAGUCUUUGGUGCAUGCAACUUCUUCGGCAUUAGCAUGAUGUAAAGUGAUCGUUAGCUUUUGAUAAAUGCUCAAAUGUCUCUAGUACUUGUUCAUCAUUCCGCCAAUGCAGCAGAAAUGGUGCAUGCGGCACAACUACUCAAAUAUAACUAUUCUCAGAAGUUUCCCAUCCUUCCUUUUGAACCAUGCUUGUUCACAACAUUUACUUCAGAUAGAUAAGCCCCCAUGAUCCACUAAUUCAUGUCAG